Ophidiomyces ophidiicola is the source of this 546-nucleotide messenger RNA. RefSeq lists its product as uncharacterized. The record is from RefSeq and is a predicted model, not a curated record. The coding region runs from base 1 to 546 and encodes 181 amino acids. The transcript has a single exon. NCBI's taxonomy places the organism in Eukaryota, Fungi, Ascomycota, Eurotiomycetes, Onygenales, Onygenaceae.
AUGAAAUUCCUUUGCAAAUUGAUUCUUGUUAUUGGCAUGCCUUUUGUUGUCACAAGCAACGAAUGCCCGACGCCUUGUCACGCCUCGACAACCGCGGCAUCAAGCACUCAACCUCUGCUUCCAACCCAAACUAUCACGGUCGGCGGGGGAACGAACCUUCGGUUUAGUCCGCCAUACCUUCAACGCGUUGUGCCAGGAACGACAUUGCGUUUCGACUUUCUCGGGCGGAAUCACACCCUUACGGAGUCUAGUCGCGAUUUGCCAUGCACGAAGCUUCGGUCACCUUAUGCCAUCGAUACCGAUUUCCAGAAUUUUAACCCAAAUGACGUUUCUGGCUUAAAGACGUUUGACCUGAAAGUCACUUCAUUUGAUCCAAAGUUCUUUUACUGCAAACAAGGGAACGGCACGCCCAACGGACAUUGCUUAAAGGGUAUGGUUUUUGCAAUCAAUGUGGCGGAUCAGGUGUUUAAGGAUUUUCAAACCAAGGCAAUGAAGUCACGACCAAUGUUUCGAGGCUUGACAAGAUCAAAGUCGGUUAACCUUUAA